Molecule: messenger RNA, 4301 nt
Organism: Chroicocephalus ridibundus (black-headed gull)
Lineage: Eukaryota; Metazoa; Chordata; Aves; Charadriiformes; Laridae
Gene: PRMT2IP
Product: chromosome 9 C15orf39 homolog
Exons: 4
Coding region: 1011-4169 (1052 amino acids)
Source: RefSeq, a predicted model, not a curated record
AAGAAAAAUACAAAAAAAAACCAACAAAAAAACAACAACAAAAAAAGAGGAAUAAAUCGGUUUUGUUUAAUCCACCCACUGCUUUCCCCAGCCGUGGGGUUUCAGUAUCACGAGCACUGGCCACACGUGGUAGUGUUCACCCAGCCAUCCUUCCGGCCGUGAUUCCUGGGUGCCCCUUUCGUCCCCACGGACCGUGGCGGGGUGGGGAGAGGAGAGAGGAAAGGAGGGCAUCGUUGCGCUGGCUGCAAGGGAAUAGUCCCAGAGGGGAAGGGCUGAUGGUGACAGCAAAUGCAGAGCUCUUUUCUUGGGUCUCGGAUGGCGCAGGUGUAGGGACGGCCCCAGAAUAUUUCAUAGAAAGAGGGAGCCCAUUAGUGCCUUCACCCUAAUGAGGUUCAUGAGCUCAACCCCUAUCAGACAUCAGAGAAUCCAUGCGCCUGGCUCUGGCAGCCACUGUGGGAUGACUUACUCUGUCCUGCAUCCCUCCAGCAAGGCUGGAAGUCAGAGCUGGCCGCCCGCUUUCCUAUUAAAUGGGUGAGAAAGGGUGUUCCCGAGGGGAAAGGUCUCCCUGUAAGGGGGUUACGAGGACUUUUCCCUCCCUUCCACCCAAAGAGGGGUCUCCGCUGCUGCGGUUGCAGGCGAUUUGGAAAGGCCAUGAUUGCGUUGGCACUGCUGACGUGCCCGGAGGCAUAACCCGGUCCCGCGGUGACAGCGGGGCCGGUUGCACAAUGACCCCGACCCCGCAGGUUUUGUAGAUUGGUGCAUUUCGGGGAAAGGGGAAAAAGCAGCGAGGAAAUACCGGAAUUCACAAGAACCCAGGUUUCUGUCCCAGCUUGUCCACCCCGAGCAUCGUCACCACAUGGAAGGGAUCCCACGCCUGCAUCUCCCGCGCAGCAUCUCCCCAGGGGACUGAUUCAAACUCCACCCUCCCGAGAGAUCCCUCUCGGCCGCUGGAAGGCCAGCUUACCUCUCCCGUUUCACGCCCUGGUCAGGACACCGGCAGCAACGUAUAAAUGGCCUCAAAACGUCACGUGGAGUCUCUGGACCCCAUGAUUUUCAACAAGAUACCUCGGCUGGAGAUGGAGCCUGCCGCUGGCUUUCCUGUUGGCCUCUGCAAAUCCAGCCCUGUGCCCAACCCUGGCUCCGAAAACCAUUUCAACUACAAGGGUUCCUACUUCGCCUGCCCACUGCAGAGCCCCGACGGCCCUGAGCAGCCCCUGGGGCACUGGAGCCCAGUGUCCGCUUACCUGCACUAUGGUCCCGGUGCUGGCAGCCAGCCCGUGCCGGCAGAGGGGCCACUGGCGAGCUGCCUGCUGUACCGCCCCGAGAGCCUGGGCGCUGGGCUGCAGCCUCCAGCCACCCAAAAGAGCAAGGACAGCCUGACGCGGGAGCUGCUGAUGGCGAGGGAGAAGCUGCCCAGCCCCUCGCCGGCUGUGGGACACUCUUUCCCGGUGAAGAAACCAGUGGCGGUGAACAAGGCGGCCCCCCUGGCUGUCCCCAAGCCUGUGUACAGAGCCCCCGCCUGCUUCAUGGAGCCCAGGGUGGCCCUGCCGCUGGGACCCAGCAUGGAGAGACUGGGGGAUGCAGACUGGGCUCUGCCGGCCACCGCCCCCGCCAGCCACCCCCUCCACCCUGGCGAGCCCCGCGGCAGCGCUGGUCUGCACAAGAGGGGUCCCCGCUCUGAGCCCAGCCCCCUGCCACUUCACCCCAGCCUGGCGCUGCCCACGAAGGAGAAAGUGGGCUCUCCGGUCGCCUUCUCCCCCUAUUACGCCGCCUUUGAGAAAUACAGGAGCACCCCCUUGCUGGAAGCCGGCUGCCCCGCUGCCCAUGGCCAGAGGAAGGUGCCCGAGGUCCCCAGCCUCAGCCCGGACCCCUGGCCCAAGCUACAGCCCCCCGCCACCAGCAUGGCAUACCGGGAGAGGCCACUGGCAUGCUACCCGCAGACCCACUACCCGUUGCCCCUCCAGAAGGCAACCCUCCUCUACCACCCCCUGCCUCCCACUGUGGAGCCACAGCCCAGCGCCUACAAAGGCUUCAGCUUUGCAGGGAGUGGGGAGCCCUUUCCCAGCUCUUACCUUAAGCCCCAAGCUUCACGGAGCUUCUUCCCCAGCCCCUUGGACACCUACGUGCCGAGGGCAGGCAGUGCCGGCACUGUGGCAUCACCGCCCACCAAGCUGGAGGUGCUGCCAAGGGAUGCGAAGCCGCCGCAGCGAGCUGGCUACUUGCCAGUCCCUGGCUUUGCCUUCAGCCCCAGUGACACGGCCGUAUUGGGCACCUCCUUCACCAGCACGGAGCCAGGCUGCGAGCGGCACCCGGUGGAAAGUCCUCAUGGGCGAGUGGCAGCGAGGCACAACAGUGCUUUCCAACCUGUCUGUGCCCUGGAGAAGGUCGCCAAGGGCUCUGGCGAGGCGUUUCCUAAAGGAGAAAGAAGCUGGGUGAACCAGAGCCAAGGGGAGCAGGACCCCCCUUACCCUGGGAGGAAGACGAGCAGCCCGGCCCCCCAAGAGACCACCCGGGGGGAACCACUGGCUCCCAUCGUCGUAGGGAAGGGAGAUGCCUGCAAGGUCAAGGAUGCAGCCAAGGACCUCGUUCCCCCUUCUCUGGACGCCUCCCCCCCACAGGGGCUUAAAGCCCCCAGGAAUGGCGAGUUUUCUCCUUCCUCCCCACCCAUGCCAGUGAUCAACAACGUCUUCAGCCUGGCACCUUACCGAGAUUACCUGGAGGGGACGAAGGCCUCAGCCCAGGUCCCCUUCUACGGGGAACAUCUGCGGGGGGACCCCCCAACCCAAAACACGGGGGGCCGCCAGGAUCCUGCAGCCCUUGGGGAUGUCUCGGUGACGUCCAGCCUGCUGACUGCAGGGACAGUGUCUGGCCAGGCGCUGAAGACGGGCAGUGGCAUGGUCCAGAGCCAAGAGGAAAGCUGUCAUGGAAAGGUCCCCGAAAAACCAAAGCCUGUGCCCCAAGAGCUGGGGUCUCGGGAGGGCAGCCCUGGUGGGGUGGGGAGCGGGGAGCCAGCCGCUGAGGACAUUGUGCUGGACCUCAGCUUGAAGAAGAAACUGGUGAAAGCUGGGGAGACCCAGGGACCUGCUGGCCAUGCAGAGGGGGCACCAAACAGGGAGGAUGCAGAGCAGGAGAAAGAGGGUCCAGGGGGGAAGGUGAGGGCGGGAGAGGGGGCCAAACUCGGGGGGCUGCCCUUGCUGAUUGAGGUGGGCUCUGGGGACAAGAGCAACUUCCAGAGCUCAGCCACGUUCAUGUUCAAAAAAUACAAGAUCCUGCGCUCCCGCCCGCCCGGCGCUGUGUCCCCCCAGCCGGCCAGCAGCCCCUGCGCCCCCCAGACCAGCCCACUGCCACCAGCCCCCUCCGGCAGCAUCCCCGCACUGCCGCAGACCCUCCCCGCCUCCCCGCCAGCCAGCAGCCCCCCAGCCCCACAACCCGGCCCUUCCGCACUGCGGGGGGUUUGCCCAGACCCGGAGCAGCCCCAGUUGCCCGAAGCCCGCCAUGUGCCGGGAGAGGAGAGCGUCUCACUGGCCGGGCAGUGUGAGCCCCCUGGCCCACAGAGCUCUGCUGGCCAGUAUUUCAGCAGCCUGCACGCCUUGCUCUGCGAUGUUAUUUCAUGCUCAGUGUCCAGGUCCUCCCCGGAGAUCCUGCGGGAGUGGUUGAAGAAGGCAGAGGUGGUGGAGGAGCUUGGAGAGAUGCCCAAAUCCCCUCCCAAACCCAAGAAUGGCUCCAGGAUCCCUGAACCUCAGAAGCCCACGAAAGGCAAACAGAUCUGGUUGGCUUUCCAAGAUGUGCCCACCCUCCUCAGUAACCUGCUGUCUCAGCUGGAGACUUUCAUGUUUGCUCGCAAGUGUCCUUUCCCCCACGUAGUCCGAGCAGGGGCCAUCUUCAUCCCCAUCCACGUGGUGAAGGAGAAGCUCUUCCCCAAGCUCCCCGGGGCCUCCAUUGACCAAGUGCUGCAGGAGCACAAGGUAGAGCUGCGCCCCACCACGCUCUCAGAGGAGAGGCACUUGAGGGACCUGGAGCUGAAGAGCUGCACCUCGCGCAUGCUGAAGCUCCUGGCCCUCAAACAGCUCCCCGACAUCUACCCGGACCUGCUGAACCUCCACUGGCACAACUCCAUCAGGCAGCAGCUCGGUUCAAGCUCGCAGGCCGGCCAGCCCCCCUCCAAGUAGCCCUGGCGUGAAAGCUGAUGGCAACCGAUAGCCAUGGAUCGCACGAAGGAAAAGGAGGCACCAAGGAAUGCGGCACGGGCAACAGCUGAGCUGCCCGCCCACAAGGACAGGAAAGGGAAGGUCCCCCUCGCC